Messenger RNA from Zingiber officinale, 665 nucleotides. RefSeq names its product histone H3.2. The record is from RefSeq and is a predicted model, not a curated record. Gene Ontology annotation, molecular function: structural constituent of chromatin; DNA binding; protein heterodimerization activity. Bases 104 to 514 code for a protein of 136 amino acids. Lineage: Eukaryota; Viridiplantae; Streptophyta; Magnoliopsida; Zingiberales; Zingiberaceae. Gene Ontology annotation, cellular component: nucleosome. The transcript has a single exon.
CUAUAAAAGGCACCACUCCGUGUUUCUUCACAAUCGUCGUUCCAAUUCCCAAAUCACAAUCCCUAAUUUUCUUCUUCUUCCCCGGAUCUUGUUUUCUAUUGCAAUGGCUCGGACGAAGCAGACGGCGAGAAAAUCCACCGGAGGAAAGGCCCCGCGCAAGCAACUGGCAACCAAGGCAGCUCGCAAAUCGGCGCCUGCCACCGGCGGUGUGAAGAAGCCCCAUCGGUUCCGCCCUGGCACGGUGGCGCUGCGGGAGAUCCGCAAGUACCAGAAGAGCACAGAGCUUCUUAUUCGUAAGCUCCCGUUCCAGCGUCUUGUCCGUGAGAUUGCCCAGGACUUCAAGACGGAUCUCCGGUUCCAGAGCUCUGCCGUAGCAGCACUCCAGGAGGCGGCGGAGGCCUAUCUGGUUGGUCUCUUUGAGGAUACCAAUCUCUGUGCCAUCCAUGCCAAGCGGGUGACUAUAAUGCCCAAGGAUAUUCAACUUGCGCGCAGAAUCCGUGGGGAGAGGGCCUGAUCGCUCUGAUUUACUUGUCUGAUCUUUUUAGGGUUUAGGUUUUUACUGUUGUCAACUAUUGCCUCUGUGUUUGAAUUUCCUAGUGGGAUGUAAAAAUGCUUUAUUAUCAAUGUCUGCUUUCUGCAAUGUUAAUCUAUGCAGUUCUUUCUAA